AUGAUCUGGGCCACGGUGGUGCAAUUACCCAAACUGGGCGAGGCCUCCCCUGCCAGCAUCCCAGCGGGCUUGAACCCGAAUCUCGUGCACGUGGGCGGCGGCGCUGAGCUCGCCAUCUACGGCAACUUCUAUGGCCAAGAGGACAUCUGGUGUGGCUUCGAGGGUGUCAGGCAGCGCUCCCGCGCCACGCGUACUUCGAACCUGGAGAUUCGCUGCCAAGUCCCUCCACGCACCGUUGGCAUCAGCCGCGUGUAUCUCACAGCUCGCGAUGCCCGCGGUCUGCCCAGCGUGAUGUCCGCGAACGUCGGGAUGAUGCAGUUGGAGUACAUUGAGCCAGUUCAUCUCUUCGAUGUGGAGCCAAAGCAGGUGAUUGACGGGAAGAGCACCCGGCUCAAGGUUCACGGCUCAAACUUCCGCCCCGUCUCGGCCCUUCGCUGCGGCUUCGAAAGCCGCGUGCAGCGGCACAGCCUUCUCACCCACCGGAUUCCGGUGUGGACUUGGCUCGGGCACGUCCAGUGCAGCAAGCGCAUUGCGGGGAAUGCGAUCCGCACUUUUGUGAUGUUCUCUGCGGAUGCCCUGGAGCCCCUGGAUCGCGCCGAUCACUUCAUGUGCGCCUCCUACCAGAAGGAUGGUACCUGGGUGUAUCAUACCUUUGAUGUGAGCGGCGUGAUGGCCCAGCCCUUUCUACCACGCCUGGAGGAUGCGCUGGUGGCCGAGGUUGUCGGCAAGGACAUCUUCUCCUUGGAAAGGUACACCGGCAACUUUGCGGGAGUGCACAUUGGAUAUGACAGGGGCGACCUGGAGUUCCAGCCAGAUAUUGACAACCUGACGCAGUGGAUGUUGGACCGCAACCUCGAGUUGCCACAGGCGAUCCCGAGGCGCACCACCACUGCUCCAACCACCGCCACAACAUCAACAGAGCCUCCAAGUGAGAACGAGAGCAAUGUGACCACAACAAGUAUGCUGGAGCCAGAAGUGGACGAAGAGGAUGACGUGGAGAACGACACGAAUGAGAGCAUUUCGAACGACAGCGUGAAUGCCGCUGUGACCAUGAGGACUACCGUGCAGCGAUCCAGCACCAGUACUUUCUUAUCACCAACGACCACCUCCACCCUACCGGAGAUCUCUGAUGCAGAUCAGGACAAUGCGUCCGACGACAGCGAGAUGUACAAUGAGUCCGACAACACCACGACCUCAACCCAGACCACGACGAGCAGCAGCACCACCAGCACCACAACAUCCUCAACAAGCACCAGCAGCACAAGCUCAACCACAAGCACCAGCUCGACUUCCACAACAUCAUCUUCCACCUCGACCUCCUCAAGCUCCACAUCCACCUCAACCUCGACAUCGUCUUCAUCCACUACCUCCUCUACCAGUUCCACGACCUCCUCCACCUCCAGCACCACCAUCACCAGCACCACUACCAGCUCCUCCACCACGUCCACAUUCACCACGACGGACGCCAACUUCACGUCGAACUACACGGAGGAGAACGAGACUCUUGAGGAGGUGAUUCCGGACAUCAUCAAUGUCUGGGUAUCUGGGGGCGACUUCUUCGUGAAGAGGGAAGUGGGUUGGGAGACAAACUUUGCUACAACGGAGCCUGAGUAUCUCUCCCGGCACCUGAUACUGUGCCCGACCCCAGAUGGUCUGUCCUGGCUGCGGAAGGGAGAGGACAAUGUGAAGUUGCGCGUGACCCUGAAUGGCCAGGAGUGGUCGGAGUCUUCACUGGGUCUGGAAGUCUUAGAAAGAGAAGACGAGCCCGCAAUGAGGGAGGAUCCUGUCCUGCAACCGGACAUCCCACGGCUGGAAGUGCAGGGAAACCUCUCCUACGACCCUGCGUUGCGAUUCCGGCUGGCUCAGGUGACCCCAGUGGUGGGCCCCUCCUCAGGAGGCACCAACCUGACUCUGACCAUCACAACGUGGCCGCGCCUUCUUGCAGACUUCACCUUCGAUUGUGUCAUUGGCUUGCAGAGGGUCCCGGCUACCUUGUUGCAGAUCCAGUCGUCCCCAGACUUCCGCAGCUACACCCUGGGAUGCAGGGUGCCCAUCGCCAUGAACAUCCCCAGGUUGACGGCAGCCGGCUGUGCCUGCAAGAAAGUCUGGUUUACACCCUCCGGGCAGACGUGCGACAGCUUCUGUGGCGGCCCAAGCUCGGAGUGCAGUGCGGUUUGGGGUUUAGGGUUUAGGGUUUAG
Messenger RNA from Symbiodinium natans, 2199 nucleotides. Lineage: Eukaryota; Dinophyceae; Suessiales; Symbiodiniaceae. The record is from the annotation of a GenBank genome assembly.